AUGAACGUGCAAUUAUGGCCACCGCAAGUUCUACGGCGCUCCUGCCGCCGCACCCCGCGGAUCGCAGGGUCCUGCCAAAGCCGAAACAUCCGGAUCCUGCCGGCGAAACUUUCCUACGACAGCAUGCAGGAGGCGGGACUGCUUACCGUGCCCAAAAGUGGACGACAACUGCAGAAGAGUAGGGACCAAAGCGCGGCGAAGAUACCCCACACGGCGGCUGCCCGUGAGAAGGCGCGAAAAAGACUGCACUGGCAGAUUUGGCACUGCAUGGCGAGCACGAAAAACUGGAACCGGUGGCAGCAAUUGUUCGGCGAAUUUAAGGAGCGGAGGCUCGCGUAUUGCGAAGUGACCUACACGCUGCUGCUGUGGGGGUACGUGCUGUCCCACCGCCACCGGUCGGAAUCGGCUUUCCUGGUACUCGAGGCCAUGAAGAACAGUGGGUUUGUGCACGGCGCCCUGAUCCGGGCGAACGAGGGCAUGCUGAACUCCUUUUUCGAGCUCCAGGAACUCCACCACCGCCCCGUCUGCGCGAAUUCGUGGCAAAAUAUUUUCCGCCUGUUGCUGCACUGCGCCCAGCGAUACCAGAAGCGAAGAUGGAAGACAGCGAAGCAAGAUUUGCUCGCACUGCCGCCGAACACCAUGCUGGCCUUGGACCCCGCGGACGUGAAAAAUGUCUUGUUGCAGGAGGUACAGGACAGUCAGUCGCCGCUGCUGGGUACAAGUAGUUGCGGCGAAGAUGGAAGUGCGCUGUUACCUGCCCCCGCGGUGGGGAGCGGCAGCAGGGCGGAUGAAUUGCAAGAAACUACAACUCAACCGAACGGUAGUUUGUCGUACUCCUGCCCAACUACGCGGCACUACGAACAGCAUAUAACGAUCCCGAGCUACGGUGAUGUGACCGCCGUGGCCGACCGAGAAUUGAAAAAUUACUGCGGAGCGUACGAACGCAGUGACUACUUGCGUGCGCUUGAAGUUGAAGAAGCCAUGGAUACCGAACUGACGGAGCUGCUGACAGAAGAUCACACUGUAGUUAACGAUGAAAAGUGGAAUGGUGAAGCAGGAGCGCCGGAUAGUACAAUGAUACAGAUGGAUAUGCCGCAACAAAAAAGCAAUAGUGGUCUGCUAUUUUCUUCGUCGGUCAAUCCAAAGUCUCAAAAGUGGUCCUCUCGUCGUGGCGGUGGUGUUCGGUGCGGUGGUUAAGAAAAUUAUUUGUGAGCGGAAAGUAGUGGUCACCACAGAUCGUUUUGCACUAGCUAAACGAGUGAGAUAAAAAGCUCAUCG
This is a messenger RNA of Amoebophrya sp. A120, 1278 nucleotides long. The record is from the annotation of a GenBank genome assembly. NCBI's taxonomy places the organism in Eukaryota, Dinophyceae, Syndiniales, Amoebophryaceae.